AUGCCAGAAAAGCUGAAUGUCAUAGCUUUAAUAUCAGGCGGAAAGGAUUCACUCUACACUACCCUCCACUGCCUGAAGAAUGGACACAAAGUCGUUGCGCUUGCAAAUUUAUACCCCCCACCACGCCCAGGAAGACCCGGAGCAAAAGGUGACGAAGCUGAGGAAGAUGAAGACCUAGACAGCUACAUGUACCAAACCGUCGGCUAUAGUAUGAUUCCUCUUUACGAAUCAGCUCUGGAUAUCCCUUUAUUUCGAGAAGAGAUACGCGGGAGUGCCAUUGAUACCUCGCGAGACUAUUAUUAUCGACCCGACCCAAACAUAGGGGACGGAACUGAUCAGGCCCAGAACAACGAAAAGGGACAAGAUGAAACGGAAUCUAUCUACCGGCUGCUUCGACGAGUUAUGGAUGCCCAUCCGGAGGCAAAUUCUGUCUGUGCAGGUGCCGUCUUGUCUACGUAUCAGAGAACAAGGAUCGAAAACGUCGCAUUACGGUUAAACCUCAUUCCGCUUGCAUGGCUGUGGAUGUAUCCGUAUCUUCCCCCACCAGUACAGCGUGGGAAUUAUGAUGCUGGCCCCUGCGCUACAGCUUCUAGAGUACCUGUUACAGGACUGCUGGAUGAUAUGGCUGCAUGUGGAUGUGAAGCGAGGAUAAUAAAAGUAGCAAGCGGAGGACUGGAUGAAGAUAAUCUAUGGGGAGACCUUGCAAGUAAGGAUGGAGCAGUGAGGAGAUCUAUGGUAAAGAAAUUGGGACGAUUCUUGGAAGAAGGAGUCGAAGCUGCUGUGUUGGGUGAAGGAGGGGAAUACGAGAGCCUUGCCCUGGAUGGCCCACAGGUUUUAUGGAAGAGGAAGAUCCAAGUCGAUUCUGUGGAGAGCAAGGUGGGAGAAGCAGGUGUGGCCUUUUUAACUAUUCGGGGUGCUAGGUGUGUCGAGAAGGAGGCUGUUCCGGAGAAUGGAGAUAAACCAACCUUGGAUGAUGUGAGAGUACCUCGGAUUUUCGAUGACGAGUUUAAACGGGUUCUCGAUGCCACGAAAGUGCAUUGUGUGAAGCAGGAUCCAUCGCCAUUUCAGAGACAGAUAACAAAAAAGUAUGAGGGAGCUGCCGUAUACUCCAAGGGGACUGGGGUAUGCUUGAAUGUCUAUAACAUCACUGCACCCGAAGCAGGGAAUGGAGCUUCCAAGCAAAUGGAAGGAAUCAAAGACAAACUGGCAACCCUCCUGAGUUCUCAAAAGAAGGUGGAUGGGCAAGCACUGACUGCCGAUGAUGCUAUUUAUGCCACGAUUUUGCUCCGAUCAAUGGGUGAUUUUGCGCCGGUUAACACAAUAUAUUCAAAGUUAUUCACCUUGCCAAACCCUCCGGCAAGGGCGACUGUGGCAUGCGGCGACAGUUUACCUAUUGGAGUUGAUAUCAUGGUAUCCUUUACUUUAUAUUUAGGUGAAAGGUCCCUCCGACAGGCACUUCACGUCCAAUCUCGGUCCUACUGGGCUCCGGCAAAUAUAGGGCCUUAUUCCCAGGCUGUAUAUGCUCCGGUGCAGUCUAAUUCUGGGGCUAUGCAAACGGGAGGAUUUGUUUAUAUUGCCGGCCAAAUACCGCUGAUGCCUAGCUCGAUGCAAAUAUUCCCCCCGUCUGAAGAGACGGAAGGCCCCCUAACAACCUUCUCUUCUCAGGCUGUUCUAUCUCUACAGCAUUUAUGGCGAAUAGGGAAGGCUAUGGAAGUAAAAUGGUGGAUGGGGGCCGUGGUAUUCCUUUCCACCGGGGACGAGGUACGGUCCAAGGCUGCUGCUGCCUGGACUAUAUGGGAACAGAUGAAUGAGGACCGCAGCACUGAAGAUCUGGAAGAUGACGAUGAUUCCUCCAACUUUGAUGUCUGGAAUAUGAAAUACGGACGACAAUAUGGCCAACCAAAGACAGAGGUCACCACACGCCCACUGCCCGAUUUUAAUAUCGUCAAGGGGAAGCUGACUAUACCGUCCUUCUUCGCUGUCGAGGUUGAUGAGCUACCUCGAGGAAGUAGCAUCGAAUGGCAAGGUCUUGGACUAAAGGCAAGCAGCAUUGCUUUAGUUUACGAUCAGGUCGACGAGCUACAGAUCAUGCACGCAUCCGGCCCCGACUUUGGAAGCUAUACAUCUAUAGCUAUCACGGCGAAACCCGACAUCGAUUUCAGAGCCUCCAUGCAAAAAGCACGGCGGAUUGCCGCGGAUAAGCUGUCCCAAGGAAGUACCUUUUCCCAUAUGGCUAUUUAUACACCGUACGCCGCGGAGCUUGAUGUCUGGGACGGGCAGUCAUCCGAGUGGACUAAAUUUGGUGAGCGAAAAUACCUGCUUAUCGGUGUAUGGGUGAAGAAUGGAAGCAAGCCGUCCCCAUCCGGCCUACUUCGGAACCGUUUUGAGCAAAAUCUACAGCUCCUCUAUGAUGGGAUGGCAACCCAUGAGCUCACGAACGAGGGCGAGCCAGAAUGCCCAUCAGCUAUAGAAAUUGCGCAGGAAGCCCGGUCUCAUCGCCUCCCUCAACGAUCGCCGCAUCCGUAUCACCGAUGGAACCAGGAUAACGCGACCACGUCGACGACCGAUUCGGGGGAGAGCCUUUAUGCGUGGAGGAAGCCGUUCAAGACACCAAGUGACAGUGGGACGGAGGCGGACGAUGAGGCAAAUGGCGUUUUGAAGCGACUGCCUGCGCCGCCGGUGAGCCGGAGGAUAGAAUAUCGGUUCAAACGAGGCGAUGGCGAGGAGGUUAUCACGGAGCGAAAGGGACAUGGAAAUCUAGCCGUCUCCCGGCGUUCUAAGAAACGCAGAGCUGGGACUCCGGAUACAGAGGAGCUGGAAUUUCAUAUAUCGAUUGGGGCAAGACUUAGGAUUGAAGUGUUGCGACGUAUUUGCGAAACUGGACUUAUACUUGGUGUUGCAUUUACGGUGAUGUUACGGCGUGGUGUCCGCUCGGUGGUAAAAGCCUGGUUAAUAGGGCCGUCCUGUGGUGGUCUUGUCUUACUGAAUAUUAUUUUGAGUCUCUCCUCGUUACCUGCAGCAACUAUCCCUCUCUACGACUUUGGAAGCUACAGUGCGAUGCACUGGCUGAUCACCGCCACCCCACUCCUCAUCUCAGAGAGCCUACCAUGCCAUAGCCUUAAACAAUCCAUGUUGGAGCUUGGGCUUGAACCAGAGCUUCUGAUACUGAUCUUCCCCCUUCAAAAAUCAACAAUCUCGAUUGUCGAAUACCUUGUUACUUCAAGUUUAUUGCCGACAGAAGUACAGCUGCUGGGGACUGCAUUGAUCAACGUGCUACUUGUUUCCCAGUCCCCACAGGCGCAGAUCCUCAAGGCCCUGGUCUGGCUAGGCGGACUUUGCAUCUUCGUUACAUGCAAGCACAUGUUGCUGUGGGAGGUGACUUUGGCAAGGAUCCCGUCAUGGAAAUUCCGUCGAGCAUCAAUUCAAACGACUGACGACGAACAUAUAUUGAGUGCCAUAGAUCGUCAGGUUUGCCAUACCCUAAGCCAUCCCUUUUCCGCAGACCAGGCAUCUGAGAGCGAAUCUCAAGUGGAUGUGGCUAGAACGAGAGGCCGUCGAGCUAGCGUUCUAUAUAAUAACUUUACGAAACUUAUGACGGCGGAGGUAGAUCUCGACAAGAGAAUCUUUAAGCGAUCUGGUUCGACUCAACAGUCCGUUUCGAUGGUGGAAAACGACACCAAAAACGAAGGGAGUAUGGAUAGCGUGGACGACCGAACACAGCUUUCUAGGACGAGCAGUCAACACAUUCAGUUUUCUAGCAAAGCAGGAGGGACGACGCCCAUCCGAAGAACGACUACGAAAGGUGGCCGACGCAAACGAAUGAUCCCACCAAGCAUGCGAGCGUUUCUCUCCCUCACGACGGAGCAAGCCACCAUUCGAAAAUGGGCGUAUGCGGCGUAUUCUUAUGUUAUGGUUAUCCUGAUAAUCAUGGUCCCGGUACGGUGGUAUGUGGGCAACUAUGCCCUUGGUGGGCGGGAGCCGUUCGGCUGGGCGGUAGGGUACCUGUUCGGGAACAUCCCGUCCCUCAGAUUCACGCUGCUUCUGUGGGGUAUGGAGGUUUGGGCCUGCAUCCCGCCACGGACAUACGACAGUUCGGCAUCCUGUCAUCUGGGCUGGGUAGAGCAUCUCCGCCGCGACACCGUUGGUGAAGCGAACACCCGACUAUUCCUGUGCGGCUAUUGCAUACUUAUGCUAGUUUUCGGGCUGUCGUUGGUGUCCCGGCUCUCCCGCGUCGUCGAGGUUGACACACGCCGAAAGAUCUUCCACGGCAUGAUGGUUGCCAUGUUUUUCCCGACGGUCUUCAUCGACCCGGCCUUUGUGGCUCUGUCGUGUUCGCUCGUCCUUGCGAUCUUCCUCCUCCUCGAGCUCUUCCGUGCGUCCCAAGUGCCGCCGCUGGCUCGAGAGCUGUCGUCCUUCCUCGCACCGUACGUCGAUGGCCGUGACCAUCGUGGACCCGUGAUUGUCUCUCAUAUCUUCCUCAUGCUGGGCUGUGCUCUGCCCCUCCUGCUUAGCCUUGCUGGAACACCCCAUGUUGGCACAGCCCCGUGGGAAGGAUGGGAGGUUGAAAGUCGAGAUAUUAGCAUGGUUAGCGGGAUAGUCUGCGUUGGAAUGGGUGAUGCCGCAGCCUCCCUAGUUGGCCGACGAUAUGGCCAACGUCGGUGGUUCUGGGGUGGCGACAAGAGCAUCGAAGGGAGUCUUGCGUUUGCUGCGGCUGUGUUCGUCGGUCUGGUGACGGCGCGUAUCUGGCUGGUGGUCGGGGGGUGGGAGACUGAUGUACACUGGCUGUUGACGAUAGCAAAGUCUGCCUUUGCGGCAGUGGCAUCGAGCUUCAUGGAGGCCGUCUUGACGGGAGGUAAUGAUAAUGUGGUUGUCCCCCUGGUUCUAUGGUUGCUGGUGCGUGGUUUGCGGCUAUAA
Messenger RNA from Arthroderma uncinatum, 4914 nucleotides. RefSeq lists its product as uncharacterized. The record is from RefSeq and is a predicted model, not a curated record. Gene Ontology annotation, molecular function: diphthine-ammonia ligase activity. The transcript is spliced from 4 exons. NCBI's taxonomy places the organism in Eukaryota, Fungi, Ascomycota, Eurotiomycetes, Onygenales, Arthrodermataceae. Gene Ontology annotation, biological process: protein histidyl modification to diphthamide. Bases 1 to 4914 code for a protein of 1637 amino acids.